Molecule: messenger RNA, 1194 nt
Organism: Schistocerca piceifrons (Central American locust)
Lineage: Eukaryota; Metazoa; Arthropoda; Insecta; Orthoptera; Acrididae
Product: speckle-type POZ protein-like
Exons: 2
Coding region: 481-1194 (237 amino acids)
Biological process (GO): proteasome-mediated ubiquitin-dependent protein catabolic process; regulation of proteolysis
Cellular component (GO): cytoplasm
Molecular function (GO): ubiquitin protein ligase binding
Source: RefSeq, a predicted model, not a curated record
UGCCUAGCCUGAGACUUUCACCGAGGAAACUGAUUUCUGCAUUAGAUGUACAUUGCUUCUGAUCAGGUGUCACGGAUCUGAGGAACUUGGGAUAAGGAGGAAGAAAAUUUUUCCUAGUUAGAGGUGCCACCAACUUGGAUUUAAAUAUAAGUCGUGUAACUUUAUGGCUGAAACAAGUUUGUUGCUUUGCUAAUUUUUUUGCUGAGACAUAAAUAAACCAUCUUUUGACUGAGAACGAUAACAUUUUUAGAAGGUGAAAGCAGUCUAUCACAGCACCGCAGUGGUAGUUACAAACCUUAGGUGAUCGCAAAGCAGUACGGGCCCUUGUCAUUUUAAGGAAACUGGUGACGUUGCAAUUGAUUUAGGGUGGACAACACUUUCACAGCUGCUGUUUCAUACAGGUAUGCAUGCGCCUCGUACAAGUGUUGAGGGUGCAGUGUGAGGGCUGCUCAGUGGCACUGUGUUUCAGGACCACCCACCAUGUCGGCAGUUCCGGAGGUUCAGAACACCACAACCGAGGCCCUGGCCGCCCUGCUAGACGGGGGUGACGGCGCCCUGGUGACGCUGGUGGCGGGCGAGACGAGGGUGGCGGCUCACAGGGCCGUGUUGGCGGCCGCGAGCCCCGUGUUCGCAGCGAUGUUCGCGCACGACAUGCUGGAGGCCAGCUGCGGCCAGGUGAGCAUCGACGACGUGGAGGGCCCGGUGCUGAAGCUCCUGGUCGCCUACACGUAUACCCUGCAGGCCCCCCAGCUGCCCGACACGGCCGCCCAGCUGCUCUCGGCGGCCGACAAAUACGGCUUGUCGGCCCUGAAGGCUGCCUGCGAGCGGCAGCUGAUCUCGCAGUUGGCCGUCGAGACCGCAGCGGCGACGGCCGUCACGGCAGUGAGGCACUCGUGCCCGGACGCCACCAGGGCUGCCGUCGCCUUCAUAAAGGACCACCCGCAGGUGAUGGCCACGAGGGGCUGGGCGGACGCUGUGCUCGAGUACCCACAAGAAGUCAUUGAAGUCUGCAGUAUGCUCGGUGAGCCACCGGCAGAAGCCAGCUCGCCGACCGCCACAGGGGGCGGGUCCACCCCCAACUCUGACAGUCAACCCCACAGCGGCCACAGCCGGUCUCCUGCUGCAGCUGCGCCUCCCACGUCUGCCCGACACACCCCUCCACCUGAUGACGCAGCCCUCUCUCGCUUCCGGUGA